Molecule: messenger RNA, 4872 nt
Organism: Micropterus dolomieu (smallmouth bass)
Lineage: Eukaryota; Metazoa; Chordata; Actinopteri; Centrarchiformes; Centrarchidae
Gene: rab44
Product: RAB44, member RAS oncogene family
Exons: 10
Coding region: 219-3848 (1209 amino acids)
Molecular function (GO): GTPase activity; GTP binding
Source: RefSeq, a predicted model, not a curated record
UACAAACUCUGCAAUCAGGAAUAAAUGCUCCUUUGGACUCCAAACCUCAACAAACCGACCCUGACUUCAGCCCCAUUGGGAACAGAAGGAAACUGGGGUCUAGUCGUAAACAUAAAGGAAAACAGCAUACCAAGGACUCUCUUGCUGAAUCAUACCACAGACUUACAGAGGCAGUUGUUGAAAAACCCAGAGAUAGUGAACCCUUUGAAACAACUCAAAUGUCAGCAACAAUAGAGACAACAGUGCAGGAAACAUCAAUGAAAACCAUGCUGGAAGGAAUGGGGACAUUUGACACUCAUCAAACUAAAGAAGACAGUGAUCAAGUCAAAGAAAAUGCACUUGUUGGCACAUUUGUUGGUGUCUCCAAGCAUACUAGUUCAAGUUUACAUUCAAGUUCAACAGUAGAUCAACAGCUAAUCAACCAAACAAGCUCCACAGAGAUGCCAGAAGAAGAACUUCCCAAUGUGUGUUCUGUUACAGAAGAAGAAAACAAGGAAAGAGACGUGGACACUGAAUUGUUCAGGCAGGACAAUUAUUUGGUGAGUGAGUCACAUUUAAAGUCAGACGGUAUAGAGUAUUCUAUCACAGCGGAGAUAGCCACAGAAAAAAGCAGCCCCAGAGAGCACACAGAGCCAAAAUGCAGUAUUGAGAAAGCAGAUUUUUCAUCAUUAAAGGAGGAGUUGUCAACAGAUGAGGAACAAAAAGAGCAUGUAAACUUUUCUAAAGUCAGAGGAGCUCAGCAUUCAGAUGAUGCUGUAAAUGAAGUGCAUGAAGAGGAGGUUAAGCCAACAGAAAUGCAAGAAAAGCCUCACAUGGAUUAUUCUUUGGUUAAGGAGAGUGAAUCUUCUUUACAAACACAGCAAUCAAAAAUGACUGCUCAUUUGGACUCCCAACCUCUGGACAAUUCUCAGGGUAUCAAAGAGCAAACUCACACAGGCUUCAAGCCCACAGCAAACAGAAGAAAAUUGGGAUCAAGCCGAAGAAAUAAAGGAAUACACCACGAACCUAAAGAAGAAUUUGCAGAAAAUACGAGGGAUGAUGAUGACCUUGCAAAUUCCAAAUUGUCACUAGGAAUGGCAAUGAGGCAGAAAGAAUUAAAAGAGCUAAGUGACCUAGACCUCAAACCUGCUAAGAAAACAAGAAAAAUUAGAUCAGCUGUUAAUGACGAAGACACGACGCCAGAAGAGGACUCAAUUUUGUCACAGAACGUUAUGGACAACAGUACAACCGUGACAACAAUAAUAAAAGAGCCUAAGAAUUUAAGUCAACUUACAGGAAAUGACACAGUUAAAAUGGACUCGAUACAAUGGAAAGAUGAUUCAAACAUACAGAAUAUCUCAUAUCAUGAUGACAACGUCACUGCCAGGUCAGUCAUGUCGGAUGUUCUUGAGCAAGAUGAAGCCUUUCAGGUCUACAACACAGAAGCUUUAACUUGUGACAAAGACUCACUGGGACAAGAAGUGAAUAUGCAACAGACAAAUGAUGCAAUAGAAACUGUGCAAGAUGUCACAAUAAGAGACUAUAGUACAGAAGUGGAGAGUUUUGUAGAUAUACAAGUUUCUGGACAGGAUGACGUUGCAGAAACAAUUGAACAUCCUACAAAAAAAGACCAUGAAGCCCAAGAAAUGACUGCUUCACUGGAGAUCACACGUGCCGCAAACAACAGAACUAUCACUUGGGCUCCAUUUGACAAGGAAAACUUCAGAAAAGCAGAGCCAGCUGGGGAUAUGCCAGAGGAAAGUGGAAUUUCUACAGCAGUAGGUGCAAGUGACAACCAACAAGGGAUACAAAAAAUAAACAAUUUAGAAAAUGGUGUAAAUUUGCAAGGAAGAUCCAAAGAGAAGAGGAGAAAGAUGGGCUCUACUCGCGGGUCUCAACUCAAUAGAAAACCACGGGCAGGAAUGGACAACAAAGGUGAAACAAAAGAAAGCAACUUAAACAUAGAAGCUGACAUGAGAAGUCUUGACAAGAUGGAAGAAGUGGAAGAGUUACCAAUGAAUGUAACUACAGAGGUAUCACAGAAUGAAAAUGCAAACCCAUCAUUGAGUCCCGUGUGUAAAGAAGAACUGGAAGCCAGCACUGUUCACGACAAAGGGCAAAAGCUACAAAGCAGUGCCUCUGAUCUGCAGAGUCUACAGAGCAGUAUAUUAGACACAGAUGAUUUAAAGGAUCUGCUUCCUGAGCAAUCUUUCACCCACAAUGAAGAAGAUGCUUGUCCUGUUAACUUUGUUCAGGCAGCUGAUGUAAGGGACAGUGAUCUGAGUACACAAAAUGAUGAGGAAAGGCCAGAGUGUGUGAAUGUAAUCCAGAACCAAGCUUUGACAUCUGCAGGAGCACCAGUUGUGACUGCGGUAGAUUUGGAAAUAGUGAAAUCUGUAAUCAGAGGAGGAGCUGGAGAAGAGCAUAAAAUUUGCCAGGGUUUACAAGAGCCAAGCAACGUGAAUGAAGUAGUUCAUGAUAAAAAUCCUGAGAUGAAGAAUGCAAGUCCCAAUUUAAAUUCAACCAACAGGAGAAGAAAGAUGGGGUCCACCCGCAAGAAUCUUGGAUCACAAACCAAAGGGAAAGAUUUGCUUCAAAACCAGAAGGUGGAUGAUGAGGCAAGAGAGACUGCAACAAAUGUUGGAGAUAUAAAGAAUGAAAGUUUCUCAGGUAUCAAAGAAGAAGAGCUACAACUUCAACUAGAAUACAAAGACAGUGACUCUGAACAAAGGAAAGAAAAAGUAUUUGAAACAGUGGCGUACAGCCACACUGGUGAGUCUCACUUCAAACCUCCGGCUCACCAGACAUUUGAAGAAAAUCCUGUUUCUCAUGGCCAACCUGGAGAAACAGAGCAUCAGCUACACCCCAGGUAUGUCCCUGCAAUACCAUCCACUUCUCCCAAACAUGAUGUGAUGUCAGAAACAGAAUCUGGUAGGAGGAAAAGAAAAAUGGGAUCGCACCGGAAGUCACGUGGACACCAAAACAAUGAAAACCAAGCUCCAGGAGGGGACAGAACAACAGAUACAUAUGGGAGAGAUGCCGGAAGUAUCACAGAUGAAAGUGCCGUCAAGACCAAUGAAGAAGAAUCUUUGGGCCUGGACAAAAUAUCAGAGGUCACUAAAAGUUACGAGAAAGCAUCACCCAGCACCUCAAAGGCAGGAGAGCACUCAAGGGCUGUGAGUGAGAAGACGCUUGAACGAGUGACUGCAGUUCAACAUCCUUAUGCUGAAAUCCACCUUGCUCAAGAGAGUCAAAAUACGUUUUCUCUGGCAGGUAAUUCCGGGGGAGCAGAUCUCAGAUCAAACAGUUACAAUGUGGUGAUGGUUGGAGACAGCAGUGUGGGUAAAACCUCCUUCAUGAAAAGAGCUCAAAGUGGAAAGUUUUCUUUAGAUUUGCCUGCCUCUGUUGGACUUGAUUCCUGCAUGUGGACAGUGGUAGUGGAUGGAAAACCUGUGGUGCUACAGUUGUGGGAUACAGCAGGUCAAGAAAGGUUUCACAGCAUCACAAGACAGAUUUUCCAUAAAGCCCAGGCAUUUCUCUUGAUGUAUGACAUCAGUUCCUCUCAGAGUUUUUCUGCCAUCAGCUACUGGGCAAGCUGUAUUCAGGAAGGUGCUGCAGAAAACGUGACCAUUUUACUUCUUGGGAAUAAAAGUGAUCAUGCAGAACGUCAGGUUAAAACUCAGCAGGGGGAAAUUCUAGCUAAGGAGUACAACUUUGAAUUCAUGGAGUGCAGCGCUGCCACAGGUGAAAACGUGAUUCAGUCUUUGGAAACUAUGGCCAGAAUGUUGAGUCAAAAAGCUGACACAAGAGAGGAAGCAAUGGUGUUACACAAGGAGCCCCAACAGAAAAAAUCAUCAGGAUGUUGCUGAACAGAUGCAGGUCUAAAACUGGGACUCAAACCAUCUUUAGUUCUUUCAAUCUGUUUUAUUACAAAUUGUAUGAAUUUAUGCAAAUAUAUGUUAAAUUUUCUUUUGACAUUAACCUUUCUACCAAGCCUCACGAGAAAAUUACUAAUUUAGAGAACAAUACAGAUGACAGCUUGAGAGUAUGAUAUUCCUAUAGUUGCAAAAAAUAUACUUUUUGAAAUGGCACAUUUUCAGAAAUUUCACUGGGAGAGGAAGUCCCAGAGGGUGUUUUGAUGUGUCCAUACUGUGUACCUUUAUGUAUAUACUAUACUGUACAGCUGGUACGGGCUUUCUUUAGAGGCAGGUCAAGGAUUUUCCUUCGGGAACAUGAAUCUUCCCUUUGAUGUAUUUAACCAAUCUCUCUGGGAAACUUUUAGUACUUUAGCACUUUCUGUUUCAGGUCUUGGGUCCUCAGAAAAAGAAGUUUCCACGAAGAAAAUACUCUUUAUUGUAUUUGUAUAACUGCGUUUCUCAACACUGUCUAUACUUUAAGCUUAAUAAUUUUACUUAUACACAAAUAUAUAUUAAAUGUGUGUGUGUAUAUAUCUUUAAAUUUUUCUGUUGCUGAAUCUUAACUGGCAAAUUUAGAUUAUAUUUUUAUAAUAAAUGUUACUUUUUGUCUUUUUUGUCAUUUCAGUGUUACAAGCACCUUGUGCAAUGUGCCUGUGAACAAGCCCAUCAUUUCAUUUUUGUAGCCGUUUAGCACACAGCCUUUGUCAAUAAUUACAUUUAAAAUGAUUUUGUAUGUUGUUUACCAUCUGUUCUAAAUGAAUGGCAUACUUGGAUUUGUCACACAGCUGCCAGACCGACAAGAUAACCAUAAAUACAUUUCAUGGCUCUAUAAUUAAAGACAGUGGUCAUAAAGUAUUUAAUGGGCUUUAAAAAUACAUCAAAUUAUUUUUGUGUUUUGUGUGCAUUUCCCUUGCUAUAUACCUUUAAUCAAUAGCUCUGACAUCAUGUCUCAUGCUUAAUAAACCUCCAGAACGUC